CUUGCUCCUUGUCCAUUGGACAUUACCUUUGUCCACUAAUACAUCUUAACCAUGUAUCCACUUUCCAGGAGACGUUGGGGAGCUGAGGAAGAGGUAACACGUUGCAUAGUGUUUUCUGUGGAUGUAGUAUAGAUUAAUGCUUUCAGUUUUCAGUAUUUCCAGUAGGUGCAUUCUUUUGGCAUAUGGUGAUUGUUUUCUCUUUCUCUGCCCCCACACUCCCCACCUUCUUUUUCCCAGAUUCCUCAGAGCCAGUUUCUUACAGAAUCUCCUCUGGUGAUCUGGACAGAAAGUUCUCUAUUCACCCGUGGCUGGGUGUCAUUCGAACCCAGAAGCCUCUGGAUCACGAAACCCAGCCCGUGGUUGUGCUCACGGUGCUGGCGCAGCUCGGCGGCUCCCCUGCUUACGGCAGUACAGAGGUCAACAUAACUGUAAUCGAUGUCAAUGACAACCAUCCAGUAUUUCCCAAAGCCUCUGAUGAGGUUAAAAUAUCCCAGACCACACUGCCUGGCACAGCCUUGUACCUUGCCCGUGCACAAGACAAAGACAGUGGGCAGAAUGGAUUCAUCCGAUACACCAUUGCAAGCCAGAAUCCAAGCAUCUUUUCCAUUGACUCGGGGCUUGGUGUGGUGUACCUCAAUGAGAGUCUGGGAAGUGCGACGCCCCAGAAGUGCACACUAACUCUCAUGGCCCAGGACCUGGGCGUUCCUCCUCAGGCAUCCCUGUUAGUGCUGACAGUUGUGAUCGAAGAGCAAGAACAGAGCCUGUCUUUGACUUUUGCAAACUUGGUCUAUCAAGUGGAAGUUAGUGAGUCUGUCUCACUGAUGACCCAAAUACUGCAAAUACACGCCUACCCACUUGGGCCACAGGGCGCAAGCUUGCAGCUCCUGUACUCGCUGGAACCCAGCGCAGACUCUGCUAUGUUUGGCAUCCGCCCUCACACAGGUUGGAUUUAUUUGCGGCGACAGCUUGACUAUGAAUCCACACAGAUAUAUAAUUUUAGAGUGUUUGCCUGGAUCCCGGAGGACAGAUUGUCGCAAAAUGUGAGCACUUCAGUAAUUGUUCAUGUCCUGGAUGAGAAUGACAAUUCCCCUACCUUCUUGCAUGAUGUGUUGUUUUUGAAAGUCGAGGAGAGCCCUGUUCCCCAAGGGGUAAUAGGCAAAAUUACAGCAAUUGACAGAGACUCGGGAAAGAAUGGACAGCUGUCAUAUUUCCUUUUGUCUGAUGGAAAAUUCUUCAAGAUGAAUCCUAAUACAGGUAGCAUUUUCCUUUGUAAUUGGUACCCCCUGCCCUGUAGUGGGACAGAAUUUGAAUUCACUUCUGAUUAACUUCAAGCCUUUACGAAGUACCUGUUAUGUGAAUUAGGAACCGGCGAAUUGAUCAGUUGGGUGGCAUUGGACCAUGAGCAUCAGGUACACCAUCAGGUGAUUGUCCUAGUGACCGACCAUGGCUCCCCACCACGAAACGCCAGCAUGGUGGUUUACGUCUCAGUUACUGACAUCAACGACAACAGGCCAUAUUUCCCACAGUGUCUCCCUGGAAAGGAAUUGCACGUCAAGGUUCUGGAAGGUCAGCCAGUAAAUAUGUUGGUGACAACUGUGUUUGCAAAGGAUUUUGACGAAGGAAACAAUGCAGAGGUCGUAUAUUCAGUAUCUCCAGAAGGUAGCUCUGAUCACUUCAAGAUUGAUGCCAACAGUGGUGAAAUCAGAACAACCACAAUACUUUCACAUGACUACAGACCUUCCUACAGGAUGACCAUAAUUGCCAGUGACCAGGGGGAGCCUCCUCUUCAAGGACAGGCAGUCAUUAAUAUUCAGGUGAUACCUCUAUCUAAAGGGAGAGCUAUCAUUUCUCAGAAUAUUAGACACUUAGUUUUACCAGAAAACUUGAAGCCUGCAAAAAUAAUGAGCUUGAUAAAGUCACCCGAUCACCUUCAGCAACAUCAUAAUGGAAAGUUACAUUUUAGUAUUGCUGCAGAUGACAAGGAUGGGCACUUCAAAAUUGACAGCUCGACAGGAGACUUAUUCCUUUCUAAGGAACUUGAUUAUGAAAUGACAUCCCAUUAUUUAUUCAGGGUGGUUACUAAAGACCAUAGCAAAACCCCUCCCCUGAAUAGCACAGUCUUCCUUAAUAUUGAUGUGGAAGAUCAGAAUGACCAUUCCCCAUCUUUCCAAGAAGAGCUCAUCGUGAUAAGCGUGGAAGAGAAUGUCCCUAUAGGGACGCUGGUGCAUGUCUUCAAUGCCAAGGAUGGGGAUGGCAGUUUUUUGAACAGUAGAAUUCAAUACUUCAUCGAAUCCCACCACCCUGGCAUGAGUCCCUUUCUUAUCCACCCCUCAUUUGGCACAUUAGUCACUGCAUCCCCCCUUGACAGAGAGAGAGUUCCAGCUGUCAUGCUGACAAUAACAGCAUCCGAUCAGGCUGUGAAUGUGACAGACCGGCGCGUGGGAUCACUGAUGGCAAAGGUAGUGAUUUUGGAUGUAAAUGACCACAGCCCCACUUUUAUAUCUUUCCCCAUGGCCCACAUCAAAGAGGAUGCCACAGUGGGCUCUUUGGUGCACCACAUAACUGCUCAAGAUCCAGAUGAAGGAAGGAAUGGAAGAGUAACAUACAGCAUCCUUUCAGGAAAUGAAAACAUGGCCUUUACGCUAGAUGAGUCAUCAGGCUUACUAACAACAACUUGUCCUUUGGAUUAUGAAAUAAAAACCCAGCACAUUCUGACCCUUCUGGCCCUGGAUGACGGCAUACCCGUGCUUUCUUCAUCCCAGACUUUGACAAUUACUGUUCUUGAUGUAAAUGAUGAGGCACCAGUAUUUCAGCAGAACUUGUAUGAAGCUUCAGUUAAAGAAAACCAAAAUCCAGGGGAGUUUGUCAUAAGGGUUGAAGCUAUGGACAGAGAUUCAGGAAUCAAUUCCAAGUUUCAGUUUGAAAUCAUGCCAGGUGCUUCCUCUGGGUUGUUCAAGAUAAAUCCUGACACUGGAGAGGUAGUGACAACCACCACACUUGACAGAGAAGUUCAGGAAGUUUUCACCCUUCGAGUACUUGUGCGAGAUGGGGGAGUCCCUUCGUUAUCUGGCACCACCACGAUUCUCUGUACUGUGGAAGAUGAAAACGAUCACGCACCAGAGAUUAUUGUCCCCAGUUAUAGCAUUGAGGUUCUGGAAAACCAAGAGCCAGGGGUUGCCUACACUAUUUUGGCUUCUGAUAUGGAUGCUGGUGAUAAUGGAGCUGUCAGGUAUCAUAUAAUUGAUGGGAAUACCGAUGAAUACUUUGCUAUUAAUGAAACAUCAGGAGACCUCUCAACCACUCGCGCUUUGGACCGGGAGCAAGUCAGCAAUUUUACCUUAGUCAUCCUGUGUUCUGACCUAGGGGAUCCACCGAGGAGCUCUCUGGUGCAGUUGCAGGUUAGAGUUUUGGAUGACAAUGACCAUGGCCCUUCCUUCCCCACGCUGCAUUACCAGGCCUCCGUGAGAGAAGAUGCUGAAGUGGGGACAGUGGUUCUGGUACUAUCUGCUGUGGACAAGGACGAAGGUCUGAAUGGGCAAACUGAGUAUUUUCUGGAGGGUGAAGCUUCUGGUACAUUCACCAUUGAUUCUGUGGCAGGUGCACUGAGAACUUGCCACGCCUUGGACCGAGAAGCCAGAUCCCAACAUACAUUUCGGGCUGUGGCCAGAGACUGUAGUGUCCAGGGCUCGAGAAGCACCACAGUAAUUAUAAAAGUGCAUGUCAUGGAUGUUAAUGACAAUGAUCCGGUGUGGGAGCAGAACCCCUUUGAAAUUUUUCUUUCCGCCCAGUCACCUCCUAACCAGACAACUGCCAUUCUGACAGCCAGUGACCCCGACUUGGGACCCAAUGGAACUGUCAUGUUUAGUUUUGCAGAGACCCAGUCGAUGUUUUCUAUUGAUAAGUAUACAGGAGAAGUCCAACUUCGGCACAACCCAUCUUCAGAAUAUUUUCCAAUCUGGCUGCAGUUAAAAGUUAUGGACCAAGGUGUCCCAGCUAGGACAGCCACUGGCCUCUUAGUCGUUCACAUGGAAGGAGAAGAUAGAAAGAUUUCCUUCAGCCACCCUCUGUAUAAAGGGACUGUGACUGAAAAUUGUGAUGCAGGUACUUCUAUUGUGACUGUAAAAGCUGUUGCUCCUGACCCAAUACAAGACAGCAUUAAAUAUUCAAUUUUUAGUGGAAACGAAGAUGGGGUUUUUUCCCUGUGCUCCAACUCAGGAGAACUCACUGUGAAAGAACCCAAGUUUCUGGAUUUUGAAGUCAGAAAUGAAGUACAACUCAUCAUUUUAGCAGAAAGUAGGGGGCAUAGGGCCUUCAGCAAAGUAGCAGUCUUGAUCCAAGAUGUGAAUGAUAAUUUACCGUGCUUUGAGCAGAGCGUGUACCAAGUAUCAGUGCCUGAAGGCCAGUUCUACAAUGCUCGCAUCAUACAGGUUUUUGCUACCGACCUGGACAGUGGAUUGAAUGGCCUCAUUGAGUACUCUAUUCUCUCUGGGAACCAAGGGGACGCCUUCCACAUGGACGCGCUGAGUGGUGUAGUGACAGCAAAUGCGAUUCUAGAUUAUGAGUUCACCAAUUCCUACAGCUUGAUUGUGCAAGCCACAGAUAAGGGGGUGCCCAGCCUUUCUGGUACAAGUGUGAUCAAGAUACAGGUGACCGAUACAAAUGACAAUGCCCCGGCUUUUCUCCCCUCUGGAGCAGUGGAAAUUGCAGAAAAUUCUUUGCCUGGUGUGAUUGUGACUCAGAUAUCUGUUCAUGAUGUGGAUUUGAAUCCAGCUUUCAUCUUCAAUUUCGCCAAAGAGAGUAAUCCUGGAACCAAGUUUGCCAUUGAUCGGAACACUGGAGCGGUGAUGCUAGUGAAAACAUUGGAUUUUGAAGAAGCUACUGAAUAUGAGCUGCUCAUCCAAAUUUCUGAUACUGUGCAUCACACAGAGGGAACACUCAUGGUCCGUGUGUUGGAUGUCAACGAUAAUCCACCAGUAUUUUCUCAAGAUUCUUACCAGGCCACUGUUCCCGAAUCGGUGCCUGUAGGGUACUCGGUGCUGACUGUGGGAGCCACAGACAUAGAAAGCAAUGAGAACAUUUCUUACAGGAUCCUUUCUUCGUCAAAGGAAUUUUCAAUUGAUCCAAUGAAUGGCACAAUAUUUACUAUCAAUCCUGUAUUACCUCUGGAUAAAAUAUCAACAAUUCAGUUUCUCGUUGAAGCCAGUGAUGGUGGCAUUCCUGACCUGAGCGCUCUUACCUUAGUAGAAAUAGAAAUACAAGAUACAAACAAUUAUGCCCCUGAGUUUGCAGUAGAAUAUUAUAAUCUUAGCUUGAGUGAAGAUGCUCAAAUUGGAGGCACGCUUCUCACAUUUUCAACCAUGGACCGUGACUGGACCCGUGAAAACACAUACGUUGAUUAUUCGAUCAUCAGUGGUAAUUCACAGAAUAAUUUCCAUGUAGAAACUAGUUUCAUUCAUUCAGAAGAUCCUUAUAAGCAAGCUGGUUACCUGGUGUUGCUUCGUAGCCUGGACAGAGAAGUAGCUGCCAGUCAUAACCUUGUCAUUGUGGCAUCUGACCAUGGCUGUCCUCCAUUGAGCUCUACGGCCAUUGUAUCAAUAGAAGUACUUGAUGUCAAUGAUAAUCCACCUAAAUUCAGCAGUCUGAAAUAUCAUGCCCAUGUCAAGGAAAGUACCCCUCUAGGGAGUCACAUCACUGUGGUCUCUGCAAACGACUGUGAUGUGGGUCCACAUGCAGAAAUCAUCUACCACAUCAUCUCUGGAAAUGAGAGGGGGCAUUUUCACUUGGAAGAAAAAACUGGAGUUCUUUAUUUGAUUAAACCUCUGGAUUAUGAAGAAACGACAAAAUUCACCUUAACUAUUCAAGCUUCAGAUGAAGAAAGGAAGCAUUUUUCUUUUGCGGUUGUGUUUAUCAAUGUCCUGGAUGAUAAUGACCAUGCACCUCAGUUUAUGUUCUCAAACUUAAAUUGUGUUGUUCCUGAAAAUGUCCCUGUUUUCUCCACUGUAUGUUCCGUAAACGCUUUGGAUUUUGAUGCAGGUCCUUAUGGAGAAUUGACCUAUUCUAUUUUAUCGCCCUGUUCUACCACUCAUGGGAUGCCUCGUGAUCAUCAUCCCUUCCUCAUUGACCCUUUAACAGGGGAUAUUCACACUAAGCAAGUCCUUGACUAUGAAAAUGACAAUAAAUACUGCCUCACAGUUCAGGCAAAAGACAAAGGGGACUCAGCAGCCUCUUUAAUGGUUUGGGUGGAUAUUGAAGGGAUAGAUGAGUUUGAACCCAUUUUUACUCAAGAUCAGUAUUUUUUCAACCUUCCAGAAAAGAAUAAAAUAAGACAGUUGAUUGGCAAAGUGGAAGCAUCAGAUGCAGAUGCUGGUAUUGAUGGAGUUAUUCUUUACUCUUUGGAAACUCCAUCUCCUUUCUUUUUAGUAAAUAAAACUAAUGGAAAUAUUUAUUUGACUAGAGCACUUCCCCUGAUAAGAAGUCAAGUCCGUGAACAAGACACCAUUGAAAUGAAAAUAAUCGCUCAUAGCCCCAAACCGGACUCCAAGUUUACAUUUUGUGCUGUUUUUGUAAAUGUGUCUUCUUUCUCAGAAGGACAACACUCAGCAAUAUCAGGUAGCAGCUUUUCCAUCAGCGUCACAGUCUCCUUUUUGGUGUUUCUGAUACUCAUCUUCAUACUAAUUGUAUUGAUUUUAAGACAUAAACAAAAAGACACAACACACAAUUAUGAAGAAAAGAAAACAUCAUCAUCCUCAGAUAUCAAUUUGAGACUGACCACAGAUAGCAGCAUGCUCAAGCCCUUCCAAAAAGCUAAUGAGUGCCGUAAUGAGGCGGUGCCUGUGGACGCCAUGCCUGAGUGGUUGAGUUUAAUAAGUAUCAUGGAGAAAGACAUUGUGAAUCUGUACAGGCACUCAAACUCCAGCGGCCACUGUUCUGUGGAAGGAGAAAGUGCAGAAGAUAAGGAAAUCCAGAGGAUAAAUGAGCAUCCUUACAGAAAGGACUCUGGCUCAGCUCUGAGUGAUCGGGAAUCCAGGGUCCCAGACUCUGGAAUCCCGAGGGACUCAGAUCAGCUCUCCUGCUUGUCUGGAGAAACUGAUGUGGUGGUCACUGCUGAAACAGCAGAAACCAGCCAUACAUUUGAGGAAGAUAAAGAAGGCUGUGGUACAACCUAUGCUCAAAAUAAUGUGUUACCCCAGACACUAAAGAAGAGAGAGAUAAAAGAGAACAUCCUGGCUGAUGUCAGGAGAGAGUUUGUCUUUAUUUCAGAUGAUCAGGAAGCAAGGUGUGCAGCUCUUUCCACCCAGAGAACCUCUGAUCAUGAUGUGAGAGGCAGCUACCACUGGGAUAAUCUCCUCAGUUGGGAACCCAAGUUCCAACCUCUUGCCUCAGUAUUUAACGAUAUUGCAAAACUAAAGGAUGAACACUUACAUACACCGGGCAUUCCAAAAGAGAAAUCUUUAGUUAUUCCACCACCUUUGAUAACAGCAGUAGCCCAGCCUGGGAUUAAAGCAGUUCCACCAAGAAUGCCAGCCAGAACCCCAGGUCAAGUGCUCCAGAAAUACCCACACUCCCCCCUUCCCUACCAUCUCAGUUCUCUGCCGGAAGCCUCGACCCCUAGCUUUUCACCAUCUCUUUUCCUGCUGACCACACAGACCCCUGCCAGGACCCCACUGUUUUCAGAUGGGGAAUCAUUAGGAACACAUCUAAGUGGUACGUGCCGUGAACUUAAAGCAGAAGAUGAAGUUCAAAUAUAACAUGAUUGUGAUGCCCAACACUCGCUCACCAAUGGUCAUGAAUGGUUGAACAAGACAUUCUUAGGCUAGCUUCUUAAGAUUGGCUACAACGUAGUGAGGGAUUUCAGAACCUCCUCAUUUAAAUUUCUUGAAUUUCAUUCAGCCUUAAUGAGAAGUUACCCCCUCUUUUAACCUUUAUGUUUUGCUCUCAGGACUCAAGUUUGUAUAUAUAACUCGUGUAUAUUCGGUCAUUAGUUUUCUCUAUGAUCAGAUCUCCAAAGGACACAAUGAAUUUGACUGACUGCCAAAAUGCUUGUAUGAAAAUAUAUGGAAAUAAGUAUAGUGCAGUCUGGUCACAUUACUGCUGGUUAUACUGCUAUAUCUAAAAUAAAUUAGUAAAGACUGAAUAAGGAAUGAGUAUAGAACAUAAAAAUAAUGGAAAAGAGAAACUGGGGAGGAUAAACUUCGAUUUUAAAAUGAAGUGAUUUUCUUAGAUCCGAUAUGUUUAGAGAUGUAUUUCUCUACUUUCCCCAUAUGCUACACUUACAGAGUUUUGCCAUAAUUUGAAUUUUAAUGUGGUGUCUUUUGGAAAUCUAAUGAGAAGUUAAGAAUGAAAUUUGUCAUAACUGUACCAAAUAAGAAAACUAUUCCUGAUUAAAUGAACCAGAAUGCAUGUUCUUGAUAGAGGGCCAGGAUUGAUAAAAGCAAUAAGUAUAUGGUUGACUGCCACCUAAGAUAUAUUUCCUUAGCCUUCUUUAUAAAUACAAUGAGUUUUUUUUCAAUGCUCUGUCUUAUAACAUGGUACAGGUAUACACAUUAAAUUCUGAAGAUUAAUAUUUGUAGAAAUUCCUUCAUUUUAUUUUCUUUGAGAUACAAUAACUUUUGGUGUGAAAUAAUUUAUCCAUUCAGAGUCACUUUUAGAAGUUUGCAUAGAUAAAAUUAUGUUAUUAGCUAAUA
This is a messenger RNA of Panthera uncia (snow leopard), 8684 nucleotides long. RefSeq names its product dachsous cadherin-related 2 (gene DCHS2). The record is from RefSeq and is a predicted model, not a curated record. Gene Ontology annotation, cellular component: cell-cell junction; plasma membrane. Gene Ontology annotation, biological process: homophilic cell-cell adhesion. The transcript is spliced from 17 exons. Lineage: Eukaryota; Metazoa; Chordata; Mammalia; Carnivora; Felidae. Gene Ontology annotation, molecular function: calcium ion binding.